Triticum turgidum subsp. durum (durum wheat) is the source of this 1104-nucleotide messenger RNA. The record is from the annotation of a GenBank genome assembly. Lineage: Eukaryota; Viridiplantae; Streptophyta; Magnoliopsida; Poales; Poaceae.
AUGGCGUCGCUCGCUGUGCUCCUCCUGAUCCUUUCUGCAGCUCGGGCCUCCAAUGCUGCCGCCGUCCGCGUCGGGCUGACGCUCAUCCACUCCAACCCCGAUGUCUCCGCCACAGAGUUCUGCGCGCCCUGCGGCAGCCAGUGCUUCAAGCAGGCCGGGCAGCUGUACAACCCAUCCAGCUCCACCACCUUCGGCGUGCUCCCCUGCAACAGCUCCGUGAGCAUGUGCGCCGCGCUGGCUGGGCCGAGCCCGCCGCCUGGGUGCUCCUGCAUGUACAACCAGACGUACGGCACAGGGUGGACGGCGGGCAUCCAGAGCGUGGAGACGUUCACGUUCGGCUCCACGCCCGCGGACCAGACCCGCGUCCCCGGCAUCGCCUUCGGCUGCAGCAACGCCAGCAGCGACGACUGGAACGGCUCAGCCGGCCUCGUCGGGCUGGGCAGGGGAAGCAUGUCGCUCGUCUCGCAGCUCGGCGCCGGCAUGUUCUCGUACUGCCUCACGCGAUUCCAGGACUCCAACAGCACGAGCACGCUCCUCCUGGGGCCGUCGGCAGCGCUCAACGGCACCGGGGUUCGUACGACGCCGUUCGUGGCCAGCCCAUCGAAGGCGCCCAUGAGCACGUACUACUACCUGAACCUGACGGGCAUAUCGGUCGGCACGACGGCGCUGUCCAUCCCUCCCAACGCGUUCGCCCUGAGGACCGACGGCACCGGCGGGCUCAUCGUCGACUCCGGCACGACGAUCACGUCGCUCAUCGACGCGGCGUACCAGCAAGUCCGUGCCGCGAUUGAGUCCCUAGUGACGCUGCCGGUGGCCGACGGGUCGGACUCCACGGGGCUGGACCUGUGCUUCGCGCUGACGUCCGAGACGUCGACGCCGCCGACCAUGCCGAGCAUGACGCUCCACUUCGACGGCGCGGACAUGGUGCUGCCGGUGGAGAACUACAUGAUCUUGGGCUCCAGGGUGUGGUGCCUGGCAAUGCGGAACCAGACUGUUGGCGCAAUGAGCACGCUCGGCAACUACCAGCAGCAGAACGUUCACCUACUCUACGACAUCCACAAGGAGACGCUGUCGUUCGCUCCGGCCAAAUGCAGCACGCUCUGA